AUGCCGUUAUCACACAGGGCCUCUUCAAAUGGGGAUCCGUGGCCCGCCAAAGAUAUAAUCUACCUCGCGAUCGUCGGGCCGUUGAUGCUUGCAGCCGUGUUUGAAUGGGUACUCUGGCUUGGAGCCUUCAUCUACUGCUUAGUGAAGGUGUAUAUCAAAGCAGAUCACUGGACUAUAAGAGUCCUCGCUGUGGUGAUGAUCUUUCUGUUCUCGGUGAUACGAUUGGCCUUCCUUCCAGUCAUGCUUGUGACACUGCCACUGCCGCCACAGGUUACCGUCCACUUUCCCCCCGCAAUGGUGCAUGCGUUUCAAGUGUUUGCAUUCUGGUCCUUUUCGAUUCUGCUAGUCGGACCGUGGCUUUUCUGUGUUUAUGGGCUCACCACCAACUCGCUGGGGAGGGAAAAGAAAAUCAAACGUGUGCUUGAUGAUCGCACUGCCCCGAAGACUGUAGUGGUCAUGCCGGUAUACAAGGAAGAACCAAGUAUAUUGAUCAAAGCGAUCAACUCGGUGGUCGAUUGCGACUAUCCUGCAAAUUGCAUCCACGUUUUUCUUUCCUAUGAUGGUGGCAAGGUGGAUGAGCCAUAUCUGCGGGUUUUGGAUCAUCUCGGAAUCCCCAUCACACUGGAAAGCUAUCCUCAAAGCAUUGAUUGUACCUACAAAGGUGCACGAAUUACCGUGUCUCGCUUCAAACAUGGCGGUAAGAGAAAUUGCCAAAAGCAUACCUUCAAGCUUAUCGACAAAGUCUACGCCGAAUAUUUGAAGCGACACGAUAAUCUGUUUGUUCUUUUCAUCGAUUCCGACUGCAUCCUUGAUCGCGUUUGCUUGCAGAACUUCAUGUACGACAUGGAACUCAAGCCUGGUAGCAAGCGCAACAUGCUUGCCAUGACGGGCAUAAUCACAUCUACUACGGAAAAAAAUACCUUAUUAACCAUUCUCCAAGACAUGGAAUAUGUCCACGGUCAGCUUUUCGAACGAUCCGUGGAGUCAGGUUGUGGUGCUGUGACCUGCCUUCCUGGGGCUUUGACCAUUUUACGCUUUUCCGCUUUCCGGAGGAUGGCCAAGUAUUACUUUUCGGACAAGGCUGAGCAAUGUGACGAUCUUUUUGACUAUGGCAAAUGCCAUCUUGGAGAAGACCGAUGGCUCACGCACCUAUUCAUGAUCGGCGCGAAGGAGCGAUAUCAAAUUCAGUUAUGCACGAGUGCCUUCUGUAAGACCGAAGCCGUCCAAACGUUUAGUACCCUCUUAAAGCAACGUCGUCGAUGGUUUCUGGGUUUUAUCACUAACGAGGUCUGCAUGAUCACUGAUAUCCGGCUUUGGGUGCGCUAUCCCAUUCUGUGCCUCGUUCGACUAAUGCAAAACACAAUUCGAACCACUGCACUGCUCUUUUUCAUCAUGAUAAUCGCAUUGAUUACAACCUCCAAGAAGGUGGGUGAUCUUCCUGUUGGCUUCAUGGCUGUGUCCCUGGGGCUGAACUAUCUGCUCAUGCUGUACUUUGGCUUCCGCCUUGGACGCUACAAAGCGUGGCUUUACCCUAUCAUGUUUGUUCUGAAUCCGUUCUUCAACUGGACCUACAUGGUCUAUGGUAUUUUCACGGCCGGCCAGCGGACUUGGGGAGGACCACGGGCUGAUGCGGCCGCUGCGGACGACCAUACCACGCCGGGCGAAGCAGUCGAACGGGCGAAGGAACAGGGCGAUGAACUCAAUGUGAAUGUCGAUACCUUCCGGGCCAGUAGUAUCCGACGAAGAUCUGUGCCUGUCCGCCCAUCCGAGAACGUCGAAGGUCGGUUUGCACCUGCAGAGCAGCUUCUGGAUGGAUUCUAUGUUAACACAGCCGGCCCUGGGCCUGCGCUAGCCCGAAUGGUGAAUGCGAUGGAGAAUAAUUCCCAGCACCAAUUACCUCAUCACUUCCGCCAUUCGACUGAUUCCGUGCACAGUAUGUCGUCGGAUUGCGGCUCGAAUUCGAUAGUCAUGCCACAAAACGUGGAAAACCUCGUGAUGAGCGAGGAAGACCAAAAGAAACUCUAUUAUGCCCGCCAAGGUCGGGCAUCAACGGGCUCAACGGGAUUUGACAGUCAUCACUCGAUGGGUGCCUUUGUGGACGCAGUCCCCCUACAGUCUUUGGUCACAGCGUCCGACCACAAUAACAUCUCGGAACUCGCUCACCCACCAGAAGCAUACCAAUCUAGCCGUUCCGAGAACAUCCCUCCAGCCUAUAGACCAGAUGAGGAAUGGCGCCGAGCAACUGUUGGAGUCUUUGACCCACCUCAUGAUAUUAUUGUCUAA
This is a messenger RNA of Penicillium paradoxum, 2283 nucleotides long. RefSeq names its product chitin synthase D (gene chsD). Bases 1 to 2283 code for a protein of 760 amino acids. NCBI's taxonomy places the organism in Eukaryota, Fungi, Ascomycota, Eurotiomycetes, Eurotiales, Aspergillaceae. Gene Ontology annotation, cellular component: cell periphery; cell septum. Gene Ontology annotation, molecular function: chitin synthase activity. The transcript is spliced from 3 exons. The record is from RefSeq and is a predicted model, not a curated record.